Molecule: messenger RNA, 2769 nt
Organism: Lytechinus variegatus (green sea urchin)
Lineage: Eukaryota; Metazoa; Echinodermata; Echinoidea; Temnopleuroida; Toxopneustidae
Product: G-protein coupled receptor GRL101-like
Exons: 15
Coding region: 75-2528 (817 amino acids)
Biological process (GO): G protein-coupled receptor signaling pathway
Cellular component (GO): membrane
Molecular function (GO): protein binding; G protein-coupled receptor activity
Source: RefSeq, a predicted model, not a curated record
UCCUCGAUACUGAAGCACGAUAUAAAGCCUUCCUUGGAAUGCUGGGCUGAAGCUGCACUGUCGAUCCGACCAAGAUGCAUAUGUCACUGCAAAUUCUGAUCCUAGUUACUCUGUCAACAGGAGUUUUGGGGAACCAGGAUGUAGAUGAGCUGAAGUACGUGACCACUCUGGUAUCACCUAACUUUCCAGACCCAUACCCUUACGAUAGCAGCCAAGAAUACAUCGUUGAAAGUUCACCGGAAGACAAGAUGAUAAGAGUCCUGUUCUAUUCGCUCGAGAUCGAACGAUUUUGGGACCUGCUGACUUUCACCCACACUUCGCACCAAGACAACACUGUGACGUCAUAUCGACUUGGCACGAAUGAAGUGACAUCACUGUCCCUUGCGAGUGGCCAUCUCGCAGUUCGGUUUUGCAGCGAUCGGGCCAUGGAUCUGAAAGGCUUCGCCUUGAACAUCUUCACAACGGAUAACCAUAUUGUCACAAACACCACUGAUGACUUCAUCUGUGCAUCUGGAACUCAGAGUAUCACCCAACACUCUCAUUGUGACAUGAUUGUUGACUGUCAUGAUUUCUCAGACGAAGAUGACUGUGGUUUUUGUCCUGAUGAGGCCUUCCAUUGCCGUGGGAGUGAUAUUUGUAUCUUACCCAGACUUCAGUGCGAUGGAUGGCCAGACUGCCCUCAUGGGGAUGACGAGGAGAUGUGUGAAAUAAUAAAAUGCCCCUAUGAUUGUUCUUGCGGUGAGUCCUUCUUCUAUGCUGGAUGGGGACCCCGCUCACAACCCUGUAGUAAACCUGAAUGGCUACCAUUCUGGGUCAAUUGCACUACAACCUGGAAUGGAGACUACGCCAAGAGCUCUGCAGUCAAAUCCACUGUCAUAAACUUGAGUGGAACUCCUUUAUUUGGCAACCUUGAGGUUUCUUCAUUUUACGGUCUCCAUCAACUUCAUGCCAUCUACUUGGAUUCAUGUCAACUGGAAUAUUUACCUCCCGGUAUUUUCAGAGAUAAUAAUCGAGUUUGGCGGAUGGCACUGCUUAAUAAUAGUUUGACUUUCCUUGAAAACGGGACGUUUGAUGGACUUACAAACCUCCGUGCCUUGUACAUGGAAUAUAACCUAAUAGCGAGGCUCGAUGAGGGCUGCUUCCGGGGACUGGACAAUAUUCUUAUUUUUGACUUGCAGAACAACAGCCUGAGUGAUUUAAGACAUGGAUCACUCGCUGAUAUGGGAGGCUCUUUACAACGUUUAAUUUUUGAAAACAAUUUCAUCAGAUCCAUCAAUUCCUCGCUCCUUGCUGGACUUGAAGAUUCACUGGUUGUUCUGAAUAUGCAGGGAAACCCAAUUGAGGAAGUCGCCCCGGAAAGCUUCACGCAAAUGAGAGCCCUCGAAGACCUACACCUUUUGUCGGCGAAAAAGAUCAACCUCUAUCCCGAAAUCUUCAAGUUUGGCCCGAGUUUUCAAACACUAUUUGUGUUUGACCCUCGGAUAUGUUGCAUCAUGCCUGAUAGUUUGACCUGCACCAUCAUCGAGCCCCCGCAUCCUCUCUUCACUUGCCGUAAAACAUUUCUCCAAAACGAUGCGGUCAAAGUCUUCAUCUGGAUCUUAGGAAUCAGUGCCCUCGUCGGUAAUGCGAUCGUCGUCUUUAUGCGCCUCACCACCAGUUCGCCCAACUCGACGCCCAUAGCGUCCAUUCAAUCCACGCUGAUCACCAACCUUGCCGUUGCGGACUUCCUCAUGGGCGUUUACAUGGUGAUCCUGGCUGUCAUGGAUCUGGUGAUCGGGGACACGUAUUUCUGGGGAGGCAGGGCCGAGGAGUGGCGGUCUAGCCUGUCCUGCCAGAUAGCUGGCUUCGUAUCCUUCCUCAGCAGCGAGGCUUCCGUCUUCAUGCUAACCCUGAUCAGCGUCGAUCGCUUCAUCUCCAUCAUCUUCCCGUUCAGUCUUCGGCGACUCACCGUAGGUUCUGCCCGUGUGGCUGUGUCCAUGAUCUGGAUCGGAUCCAUCCUCCUUGCCAUCGGCUCUAUCCUCGUGAACCGUUCCAACCCUGACGCGUACAGCCUCAGCGAUGUCUGCGUUGGUCUUCCACUCAUCCGGAAGCUCACCGAUUUCAACUCCGAGUUCGACACCUACACGUUUUCCCAGUUCGGCCACACCCGGUACAACAUCAUCGCCUCGUCCUCCAUCUCGACCUGGCAGUUCUCCAUCGCUGUAUUCCUGGGAUUGAACCUCAUCAGCUUCGUGGUCAUUCUCCUCUGCUACAUCGCCAUCUUCUUCAAGGUUCGUCUCACCCGUAAGGAGGUCGGACGCAAGGCCGCUGGUUCCUCUGAUGACGUUAGGAUGGCGCUCAAGAUGUCACUCAUCGUCGGUACGGAUUUCUUCUGUUGGAUGCCCAUCAUCGUCCUCGGUAUCCUGGUCCAAUCCGACGUCAUCAUCCUCAGCUCUGAUGUCUAUGCCUGGCUGGUUGUCUUCGUGCUCCCCAUCAAUUCUUCUCUCAAUCCCUUUCUCUACACCCUCAUCGAACGACUCCAGAAAUGAUUGCAUCACAGAAACAAAAAGAAACGAAUAUGGGUUCCGUUGCAGAAAAAGUUGCUAUCAAACGCAACUUUAAAAAAUCAUUCCCAUCUCGGUUUUCAAUCAAUCAACGGCGCACAUUCGGGACCUGCACUUUCAUUUAUUUUGUCAUGUUUGUGGGGUUUCGUUUAAGCAACUCUCUUUCUGCAACGGGGUCCUCUGCGUUUUUUGACAGUUCCAAUGAGAUUUGUAGAAGCGGUUACCU